Molecule: messenger RNA, 2611 nt
Organism: Gracilinanus agilis (Agile Gracile Mouse Opossum)
Lineage: Eukaryota; Metazoa; Chordata; Mammalia; Didelphimorphia; Didelphidae
Gene: JAKMIP3
Product: Janus kinase and microtubule interacting protein 3
Exons: 22
Coding region: 1-2535 (844 amino acids)
Molecular function (GO): microtubule binding; kinase binding
Source: RefSeq, a predicted model, not a curated record
AUGUCCAAGAAGGGCAGCAGCGGCCGGGCCAAGGGGGAGAAGCCUGACGCGCUGGCCGCCCUGCAAGCUGCCAAUGAGGACCUCCGGGCCAAGCUCACGGACAUCCAGAUCGAGCUCCAGCAGGAGAAGAGUAAGGUCAGUAAGGCCGAGCGGGAGAAAACCCAGGAGAUCCGGCAGGCGAAAGAGCACGAGCAGCGCAAAAACACCGUGUUGGUGACGGAGCUCAAAGCCAAACUCCACGAAGAAAAGAUGAAGGAGCUGCAGGCGGUCCGCGAAGCGCUCCUGAGGCAGCACGAGACGGAGCUGCUGCGCGUCAUCCGCAUCAAAGACAACGAGAACCAGCGGCUGCAGGCGCUCCUGGCCGCGCUCAGAGACAGCGCCCCGGAUAAGGUCAAAACGGUGCUCAUCUCCGAGGCGCGGGAAGAGGCCAAGAAGGGCUUUGAGUUCGAGAAGCUAAAAAUGCAGCAAGAAAUCUCUGACCUCAAGGGAGCCAAGAAGCAAGUGGAGGAGGCCCUGACCCUGGUCAUCCAGGCCGACAAGAUCAAGGCCGCCGAGAUCCGGAGCGUCUAUCACCUCCACCAGGAGGAGAUAACCCGCAUCAAGAGAGAGUGCGAAAGAGAGAUCCGCAGGCUGAUGGAGGAGAUAAAAUUUAAAGACAGAGCAGUCUGCGUGCUGGAGAGAGAGUUAGGGGUCCAAGCCGGGCAUGCUCAGAGACUUCAACUCCAAAAAGAGGCUUUAGAUGAACAGCUUUCUCAGGUCAAAGAGGCCGAGCGGCAUCUGGGCAGCCCCAAACGAGAGCUUCCUUUUGGCAGUGGUGCAGGAGACGCCUCAGACCACUCAGGAAGCCCUGAACAGCAGUUGGACGAGAAGGACGCCCGGCGCUUCCAACUUAAGAUUGCCGAGCUAAGCGCCAUCAUCAGGAAGCUGGAGGACCGCAACGCCCUGCUUUCUGAAGAGAGAAAUGAACUGCUGAAGCGCUUGAGGGAAGCAGAAAGCCAGUAUAGACCCCUGCUGGACAAAAACAAACGCUUGAGUCGGAAAAACGAAGAUCUGGCCCAUGCUUUACGGCGGAUGGAGAAUAAGCUGAAGUUUGUGACCCAGGAGAACCUCGAGAUGAGACAGCGAGCCGGAAGCAUCCGCAGGCCGAGCUCCUUGAACGAUCUGGACCAGAGUCAGGAGGAGAGAGAAGUGGACUUCCUGAGGAUGCAGAUGGUGGAGCAGCAGAACCUGAUCGAUGAGCUGUCCAAGACCCUGGAAACAGCAGGCUAUGUCAAGAGUGUCCUGGAACGGGACAAGCUUUUAAGAUUCAGGAAGCAAAGAAAGAAAAUGGCCAAACUGCCCAAGAAGCCGGUCGUGGAGACGUUUUUCGGGUAUGACGAAGAGGCCUCCUUAGAGUCCGACGGUUCCUCCAUCUCCUACCAGACAGACAGAACAGACCAGACUCCCUGCACGCCCGACGACGACCUGGAGGAGGGAAUGGCCAAAGAAGAGACGGAGCUGAGGUUUCGCCAGCUCACCAUGGAAUACCAGGCUUUGCAGCGAGCCUAUGCCUUGCUGCAGGAACAAGUGGGAGGAACGUUGGAUGCAGAGCGAGAAGUUAAGACUCGCGAGCAGCUACAAGCAGAAGUGCAGCGCUCCCAAGCACGCAUAGAAGACCUGGAGAAAGCCCUGGCUGAGCAAGGACAGGACAUGAAAUGGAUAGAAGAGAAGCAAGCUCUGUAUCGCAGAAAUCAAGAACUCGUCGAAAAGAUAAAGCAAAUGGAGACAGAAGAAGCACGGCUCAAACAUGACGUCCAGGACGUGAAGGAUCAAAAUGAACUCUUGGAAUUCCGGAUCUUGGAGCUGGAGGAGCGUGAAAGGAAAUCCCCUGCUAUCAACUUCCACCACACGCCUUUUGUGGACGGCAAGAGCCCCCUGCAAGUUUACUGUGAGGCCGAAGGCGUCACGGAUAUCCUCGUGGCAGAGCUAAUGAAGAAGCUGGACAUUUUGGGGGAUAACGCCAAUUUGACCAACGAGGAGCAGGUCAUUGUCAUCCAAGCAAGGACAGUGCUGACCCUGGCUGAGAAGUGGCUCCAGCAGAUAGAGGUGACUGAGUCUGCCCUGCAGCAGAAGAUGGUGGAUCUGGAGAAUGAGAAGGAGUUAUUUAGCAAACAGAAGGGCUAUCUGGAUGAAGAGCUGGAUUACAGGAAGCAAUCUCUGGACCAAGCACACAAGCAAAUCCUGGAGCUGGAGGCCAUGCUCUACGACGCGCUGCAGCAGGAAGCCGGGGCCAAGAUGGCGGGGAUCCUGUCAGAGGAUGAGCGGGAGAAGCUCAAGGUGGCCGUAGAGCAGUGGAAGCGGCAGGUCAUGAGUGAGCUGCGUGAGAGGGACGCCCAGAUCCUGCGGGAGCGCAUGGAGCUGAUUCAGCAUGCCCAACAGAGGAUAAAAGAGCUGGAAGAGAGAAUUGAAGCCCAAAAAAGACAAAUAAAGGAACUGGAGGAAAAGUUUUUAUUUUUGUUUUUAUUUUUCUCUUUAGCGUUCAUCCUUUGGUCAUAGUCGGCCGUGGCGCCCAGCAGGGAGGGUUUCCCAAAGAAGCCCGAAAACCUCCUUCUCUUCUCGGACCAGUCAGCAC